Molecule: messenger RNA, 680 nt
Organism: Mollisia scopiformis
Lineage: Eukaryota; Fungi; Ascomycota; Leotiomycetes; Helotiales; Mollisiaceae
Exons: 2
Coding region: 93-680 (195 amino acids)
Source: RefSeq, a predicted model, not a curated record
CAAGAGUAAGCUCCAACUCUAUCGACGACUCUUCUGUUGUACGACUCUUAGCAUCCAUUGAAACAUUUGAGGAUCAGCAGCAUAUUCAUACAAUGGCAGCGACGAACUACGAGGCCGCUAUCUCCUUAAUAGAUGAGGCCCAUGCUCAAGACCCAAAAAUUACGAUUGUCGAUGGCCACGAUGUACCGUACGAGCUCCACUACGCGCAGAAAAUGACACACUACCUCGAACAAAGAGCUCCCGAUGCUUCCCCUAUUCUCAAAGUCGCAAUCCGAGCCCAACACUUUAGACGAUGGGAAAUCCCUCGAGACUCCUACCCUAUGACGAAAGUCGGAUACUUGAAUUGGAGAACAUUCUUGAAAAAGCGACAGGCAGACCUUGCAUCUGCGAUCUGUAUUGGAUGCAAUUUCACAACAGAGGAAGCGGAAGAGGUCGCGAAAUUGAUACGGAAGGAAGAUUUGAAGAAGAAUGAGGAGACGCAGAUAUUGGAAGAUGUCGCGUGUCUGGUGUUCUUGGAUGAUCAAUUUGACGCUUUUGAGAAGGAACACGAUGAGAAGAAGAUUAUUGACAUACUGAGGAAGACGUGGGGAAAGAUGUCGGAGAAGGGACACGAGUUGGCUCUGAAGAUACCAAUGUCUGAGUCCAGCAAAGAGCUGAUCGGGAAAGCUUUGGCAGGAUAG